Molecule: messenger RNA, 4996 nt
Organism: Manduca sexta (tobacco hornworm)
Lineage: Eukaryota; Metazoa; Arthropoda; Insecta; Lepidoptera; Sphingidae
Gene: RalGPS
Product: ras-specific guanine nucleotide-releasing factor RalGPS1
Exons: 12
Coding region: 391-2172 (593 amino acids)
Biological process (GO): positive regulation of GTPase activity; Ras protein signal transduction
Cellular component (GO): plasma membrane
Molecular function (GO): guanyl-nucleotide exchange factor activity
Source: RefSeq, a predicted model, not a curated record
AUUCAAGACAUUUGACAUCCAUGGGGAUGUGAUACGUUAAAUUGAGCAAACAAUAAUUUGCUAGCAAUUAUAAGAUUAUAUAUAUAAUUUCGUUUACUUUAAAUUAUCAUUAACAAAUAAUUAGUGUUAUUUAGAUAAUAUUGUUAUCACAUAUUGUGUGUACUACGACAACGCUGCCCACAAUUUGAUUAGUUCACCUCUUGAUCAAGUGAUCGAGUGUUAUUUAAUAAUUUACCCUGUGAUCUAAUUUAUUAGACGGCCGAGUUGCGCCGGCAAAGUAUUGAGACUUUGCCAUUUUGUAACUACAUACUAUUAAUAAGAGAAUCAUCUCUCAUAGAAAAUCAUUGUUUAGGUGGCCUGUGAAUUGCGUGCAGUGUGGUGAAACCUAAAAUGCCUCGGGACAUCUUGACGGACAGUUUAGCAGUUUUGAAAAUUGUUGAGCAUGAUGAUGAAGAAAACUGGCCAUUAGAAGAUGUGUCCUUUAAGAAAAGUAAUAAGAAGAUGUCCAGCAUACCCCUAAACAGUCAACAGACCUACACAAAAGAUGACUGUUCAUGUUACUAUAAUUAUGGGCAUGGAGAAAGUGGAAGCAAUCGCCAACAGGACCCAAUAUAUCAAUAUAAAACUAGUAGCCUACCGGCUGCAUCUUCCAUAAAUCGAACUUGGGAUGAUAUAGUCUGCUCUGCUUUGAGGUUGACUCCGGAAGAUAUUGGGAAUCAGCUGACGCUACUUGAUUUGCCAAGUUUCAAGUCCAUCAAGCCCGAGGAGCUGACCACUUGCGGCUGGACUAAGUUGAACAAGUUGACUGCGGCACCAAAUGUUGUCGCUUUUACCAAACGAUUCAAUAGAGUAAGCUUCUGGACUGUUCAAGAAAUUUUAAAUGGGCAUUCACCGAAAGUGCGAGCAGAGAUAUUGGCCCAUUUCAUUAAAGUCGCCAAGAAGCUACACGAACUAAACAAUUUGCAUUCUCUUUUUGCUGUAAUUUCUGCCUUGAAUAGCGCUAGUAUAUACAGACUGACGAAAACCUGGGCCUGUUUACCAAAAAGAGAUAAGCAACAGUUUGAUAAAUUGGCGGAAUUGUUUGGAGAAAAGGAUAAUUGGACGGCGCUCAGAGAAUAUUUGAGAUCGAUAAAUUUGCCUUGCAUACCUUAUCUUGGUAUAUUUUUGACUGAUCUAGUAUACAUCGACAUCGCCCAUCCGGCUGGGUCUCCGCAUCGCAUUGCCAAGAUGAACGUGGUUCUUAAAGCUUUGGAAAAAUACCAAUCUUCGGAAUACGAUAUAACACCGCUGCCUCACGUGGCGAACUAUUUGAAUAGCGUCAGAUACAUAGAAGAGUUGCAGAAAUUUCUAGAAGACGAUCAGUAUAAAUUAUCUUUAAAAUUGGAGCCUGCAUCGCCCGUGGGCAGUUGUUCAGGGUCCAAAGAGUCUGUGAAGGAGGUGUUGCCGGCGGGCGCGUCGACGCCGUUCACAGUAUCUCCGUCGCACAAGCUCGGCUCGGGCUCGCUGCGGCUCCAGUCCGCGCACCAGGGCAAGUUCAUACCGACGCAUCGGAAGUGUCGCUCGCUAGGAUCCAAGUUUCGUAGUGCGAGUUUACCAAGAAAUUUUCACAAGGUCAAUUUUGGUGUGGGUAUAUUUGGGAAAAGUCAUGUGGACGACAAAAUGGAAGAGAAGACGCCUGCCGGGUCGGUGAACUUGCUCGACGACACGCUGCUAGAGUCGCCGAGCACGGUGGCUGGAUCCAAAAUGUCCAAAACGUUACCACACACAGAUGCAGCAAAGGCUUUUUCCAUACAGUGCGAUUUCCAAGGAUUUGUAAGAAGAAAAACUAUACUCAAAGAAGGAAGGAAAGUAUCGCUUUCAUCGUGGCAACGAUAUUGGCUUCUAAUAUCGAGCAAUAUGCUUUUGUUUUAUGCAGCUAAAUCUUUUAAAGGGAGCAGUCGCAGCGACUUCCGCACGGAGCAAUGCAAGGUGUUAUUGCUGGAUGGCUGGAUCGCCCAGUGGGCUGACGGCGACGCCGCGGACACCUUCCAGCUCAUCAACCAUCAGGCCAGCACCAUCUAUAAGUUCAAAACUGGUUCGGAGUCAGCGGCGAAACAAUGGGUCACAAAAAUCGAGGAAAUUACGAACAAAAUAGUGAAGCCGCUUCCCGCCAAUUUAAUGUCUUUUGAAUAAUUUCCAUCUGAGAAUCACGGUACGGUAAUACUUCCUACAGCGCUCGCCUCCGACAGUGGGCGGUGGUGUGUUUGGAUAUUUUGUGUGAUGUGAAGAGCUGAGUCUACUGUUAAAUCUGAAGGAAUAAUCUCAAAUAAUACUAAAAAUGAAUCUUUGCUUUUAGUAUAUAUUUCACAUUAUUUUACAAAUUUACAUUGAUUAGUUAUUAAGAAGGAACUGUAAGUUGAAUCAAUAAGGCAGGCUGAACUGCUUUUAUAGUCCUUGGUUUACUUUUGGCCACGCGAAUUGAUUUUGAAGGGUAAUUAGUUUUACACGAGAUAAAAAUGCGAGAAUACUACGCGUGUGGUCACCCUUUUUGAAUAAAUCGCGUCUAUUUUGGUGCCAUUCGCUGGCAGUCGUACGCUAUCGUCGGGAACGAUAGAAAAUUGGUACUAUAUGUGAACCUUUUAAACAAUCUGAUUCCAUUAUAGUACAUACUAAUUGUGAUCUGGUUAUAAUUUCUAGAACAAAUCUCAUAGUCAUACUAAAUUAUGGAAUGUUACAUAUUAUUAGAUCUCGUUAUUAUCCGCACUCGCGUAUAGUUCACUCGAACAUGACACUUUGUAUGCAGUUAGCUCAUACAUUAUUGAACUUUAAUUAUAAGUGAUAAGGUAUGUAAUAAAAGGCACAUCAAGAAGCGAAUACAAACAUUGUCUAUCAAUAAUAUCGUUUGUGUUCAUUUUUGAUAAUGUUAAGCAAUUUAAGCAACGAAAUACUAUUUUAUAGUGUUCUAUAUUUUGUAAGUGCGGCUUAGCAGUUGUAUUGCUUAAAGCUUUGUUAUUCGUCUUUAGGUUUCGAUGCACGUCAGUAAUAAAAUGUAUGUUUAAAUAUCAUCUUUAUGAUAUAGCGUGUGAGGCUUUGUGCUCAUUAACAAUAAUUUCCACUGUGAAAAUGAAAUAUAUUUUGUUACAAAUGAAAUGAUUAUGCAAACAUGGAUUUGUUCAUUCUAAAGCUAGCUUGACUAUUUUAGAAGCACAUAUUGUACAUAUCGAGGAUGUGCACACAUGUUAAUAAGGUUGGGUCCGUAGUCUUGCCGGAUAUAUUGCUGACCGGUUUAAUUGUAACAUAGACUGUCAUUGCUAUGUAGUAUCAAUGUCCAGUUAGUAAUUACGUUAACUAUUAGAUCUAUUUUAGAUUCGAAACUGUUGCCACGUAGACAUGUAUACAGUUUUUGUGUAUGUUCAAACGGGUCGGCUCAUAUGGGGUGUUACCACUGCCGCAUAGAAGACCGGAAUGGCAGUGAAGCACGCCGUACUGCUACACCUGUCCCCCUUCCCCUGGUUCCCCAUAAAAGUCGGCAACGCAUAAAUAGGCGGUAGUGGUGACCCCUGGCGGCUCACUUUGUAGCAAGUGGCUUAUUUUCUUCUAAAAAUAGUAGUAAUUGCGUAAGUUCACAUAGACGGUGCUUAUGAGGCGCAGACAAAUGCGUAGUUAAUAUAGGAUCACAACACUUACUCAUAGCUCUCUAAUAGUAAUAGUUUGGUAUUAUGAUUGUAAGGAAUGUAAGACCGUUGAGUUAGGAUGAGUUCUUGGACAUGAAAGUCAUAUUAAAAGUAUAUGCUUAGUGUGGUGCUAUGACAUAUUGUGUAUAAUAAUGCUUAGUUCGUAACAGUAAGAGCACGUGAUAUUAAAUAGUAAGCAAAGAGGACAUUAAGUACAUUUCGAUAUAUAAACAAUGCUCAUUACGUGUUAUGGUCGGCCGGUUUGUGUGUUUGUAGUCAAUAGAUUUUUUUUAUCGACAUAGCUACCUAUGACAUUGUAAGUACAACGCGACUAUUCUUUACCAAUAUGUUGUUAUUCAAUAUAACUAAUCAGUCUAGUCCCAGUUUUUGUGAUGUCAAUUAAUUUGAAAGUCAAAGAGAAAACAGAUUAUGAUAAUCACUCAUUAAAGAUGUUUAUUGGUAUGCACCAUAAUUUAUAAAUUAAUUAUUUCCUAUUAAAAGCACGAAAUAAACUAACAAAAUAUAGGUACAAAAAUGACCUACUGUUAAAAUAAAUUUCCAUCUGAAAAAAGUUUAUACUUAUAUAAAAAUUAUUGAAAUGUUGGUUCAGGGUGUUGAUGGCGACAUAUGUAUGUAACUCGGCAAAAUCAAAAUGAUUACGAACGGUUUGUCAAUUUUUAUCCUCUAUGCAGUUCUUGCGAAACUUAAUUUAAGGUAUAUUAUCAUUAAUAAUGUUUUGUACAAGGAGUAUGUCUACUGCGCAAAAGAUACAGAUGGUCAUAUAUAAGGGUAAAGUUAACGUUUGUGACGUCAUAUUGCUCGGUCGGUUAAAAUAGUUUUUCAAUGACGAUUAGUGUAACUUUUGUGCCAUCACCUUCUAGUGUUACUUUCAUAACGCAUCUGACGAUACCACAUUAGUCGUAAUAAGCUGUCAACCCACUCCGUUUACACUGAGCGAUAUUAAGAUGUGUGCAGUUUCUACAGGAAAUAGAUUUUCAUAAAUUUCACCUAAGUGUUCACAGUACUUAACGGACUCAUGCGCAGAUUUUAUGAUUAUAGAAUGUAGAGCCACCGAUUUACACAGUGCAUUAUCUGUCGGUUAGUUUAAGAAUUAAGUAAAUUGACGGAGCGAGCAAGUCUCUCGCCUCUCUCGAAGCUAUCGGCUUGUUCAUAAAAACACGGCACGCAACUUUCCAUUACAAACCAUAUUGCACAUCACAUAUAACGUAAAUUUUCAUUGAGAUUAGAUAUUAAGUUCCAUAAUCUCCUUAAAUUUACUGUAAGUUGUAACGCUACAGCAAACGGUGAAAUUUUUUCUAAAGGCAAAUUUAAAGUUGAACAAA